AUGGCCGAGGGCGGUGGGGGCGCGCGGAAGAGGGCGCCGGCGCUGCUCGAGGCGGCCCGCGCGCGCUACGAGAGCCUGCAUAUCUCGGACGACGUGUUUGGCGAGUCGGGCCCGGAUAGCGGCGGUAACCCCUUCUACAGCACGUCGGCCGCCUCCCACUCCUCCUCGGCCGCCUCCUCGGACGACGAACCCGAGCGCCCCGGCCCCGCCGCCCCGCCGCCGGGCGCCCCGAACGCGCAGGACCUGGAGGAGGACGAGGCUGGCGCGGGCUGGAGCGCCACGCUGCGGGACCGCCCGCCCCCGCGCUUCGAGGAUACCGGCGGUCCCACCCGGAAGAUGCCCCCCAGCGCCAGCGCCAUGGACUUCUUCCAGCUCUUCGUCCCCGACAACGUCCUCAAGAACAUGGUGGUGCAGACCAACAUGUACGCCCGCAAGUUCCAGGAGCGGUUCGGGAGUGACGGGGCCUGGGUGGACGUGACGCUGCCGGAGAUGAAGGCCUUCCUGGGCUACGUCAUCUCCACCAGCACCUCGCACUGCGAGUCGGUCCUGAGCAUCUGGAGUGGCGGCUUCUACAGCAACCGCAGCCUGGCGCUGGUCAUGAGCCAGGCCCGCUUCGAGAAGAUCCUCAAGUACUUCCACGUCGUGGCCUUCCGCUCCAGCCAGACCACGCACGGCCUCUACAAGGUCCAGCCCUUCCUGGACUCCCUGCAGACCAGCUUCGACUCUGCCUUCAGGCCUUCCCAAACCCAGGUGCUACACGAACCCCUGAUUGACGAGGACCCUGUGUUCAUUGCCACAUGCACGGAGCGUGAACUUCGGAAGAGGAAAAAGCGGAAAUUCAGCCUCUGGGUCAGGCAGUGCUCGUCCACCGGCUUCAUCAUCCAGAUUUACGUCCACCUGAAGGAAGGCAGCGGCCCUGAUGGGCUCGAUGCGCUGAAGAAUAAGCCACAGCUGCACGGCAUGGUGGCCAAGAACCUGUGCCGGAACGCAGCGGGGAAAAACUAUAUCAUCUUCACUGGGCCCAGCAUCACCAGCCUGACCCUGUUCGAAGAGUUUGAAAAGCAAGAGAUCUACUGCUGCGGCCUCCUCAGCUCCAGGAAGAGUGACUGCACCGGCCUGCCGCCUUCCAUGCUGAGCAACCCGGCUACGCCGCCAGCCCGGGGCCAGCACCAGAUCAGGAUGAAGGGGAGCAUGUCUCUGAUCUGCUGGUACAACAAGGGGCACUUCCGCUUCCUGACCAAUGCCUACUCGCCCAUGCAGCAAGGAGUGAUCAUCAAGAGGAGGAGUGGGGAGAUCCCCUGCCCCCUGGCCGUGGAGGCGUUUGCCGCCCAUCUCAGCUACAUCUGCAAGUACGAUGACAAGUACAGCAAGUAUUUCAUCUCCCAUAAACCAAACAAGACCUGGCAGCAGGUGUUCUGGUUUGCCAUCAGCAUCGCCAUCAACAAUGCGUACAUCCUGUACAAGAUGUCAGAUGCCUACCACGUGAAGAGGUACAGCCGGGCGCAGUUCGGUGAAAGACUCGUCCGAGAGUUGCUGGGGCUGGAAGAUGCCUCUCCAGCCCACUGAUGUCUGGGCGUGGUGGGGCUUAGGUAAGGACCAGGUCGAGGGAGGGGAGGGGGAGCCUGCUGUGCGACCCGCCAGCCAGAGACCGGAGAGCCCAGCAUGUGUCUGCGGCCCCGGGAGGAGCGCUCGGGCCUCUGGAGGGACCAGAACGGACCUGGUCAGAGGAUGCGCCAUCUGGGUUUCCACACCAUGAAGAGCACGUCCUCCCUCCAGAGAGCAGCCACCGCCUUGUGGUGAGCGCCACAUCCAGACCCUCCCAGCCGCUGGUGCAGGGCAUGCCGUCUUCACAACCCCCUCGGAGGCCGCAGGAGCGCUUGCUCAGCACAGGGGACCUGGGGAGGCCACUGCUGCCAAGGCUCCAGGGAGGGUAUGAGCUGGGCAUGUUCUGCUCUGUAGAGACAGAAAGAUGCUUGGGACAUAGUUCUGUGUCAUGCCGUGUUCCACACGGCUGGGAUUGUUGAAGGGUGCGAGGAGCCCAGAGGGUUUUCCAGCUGAAAGCAGGGCUUGUAGAAGAGGAAACACAAGCUGGGGCCCUUAAGAAGCAGAAAUGGAACAGUGAGCUGAGGUCCCCAUACAGAAGCCAGACGUUUUUGCCCGUGUCCUGUGUGGCUGGUGGACGGGGGAGAAGGGAAAAUGGCCACAGGAUGGCAGUGAAGCGCAAUGCUGUUUUUUAUUUUUUAAUAUAUCUUCAGGUUAUUUUCUUACUGUUGCUUAAGAUCUUCUGUAAAAGGAAACGUCCCUUUUCUUUUCUGCCCUCACCUGUCACGGCUCCUUGCAUGAUCACAGGUCUGAGGCCAGGGCCUGGGGCGGGCAGUUGGCGUCCAGAGCAGAUGUGGUUGCAUUCACCCACGGGGGCCUGUGGGCCUCGAGCUUGUCACAGACAUCACCAUUGGCGGAAUUACUUGUUUUGGAAACCGCAUAGCAUUUUUGAGAACACACUAUCUGUCUGGAUGACCGCUCACUAACUGUCUCUCCCGUGUGCGGUCGCCGCAUUCCAGCUUGAUUGGGUGUGAGUCCCAUGGGGCCGGGGGCCUGCUCGCCGUGGACCUGAAAGGUCUACAUGAUGAACAGGGUGCAAGGGCUUUGCUUCAGGAAUCCUACACCUACUGGGCCUUUUUCGAACCAAGGUUCAGGCCACGGUGGCCCGCUGGCUUGGCUGUCCCCAGAGAAGAAACAAGUAAUUUCUGGAGUUACAUGAUCCACCUUCCUCCCAACUUAUGUAGUCCCCUUGUUUUUACAAAUGCAGAAUCUACUCUACUCAGGCUUUGGGACUUUCUUCCUUGUUCUCACUCAGUUAAUUGAAAGUGUUGCCAGCCGCAUGCUCCCAGCUCCCAUCAUUUCAUACCCAGUUUCAUGACCCUCACUUCCGCCCUGUGGUUUUAAUUCGAUGCCACGGAUCGUCGGCCAAAUUUUAAAUUGUGUUUCGAAACACCUUUGCCGUGUCCUUUAAUUGGAUUGAAAGCACUUUUACCACAUGGAGAAAUAUAUUUUUAAUUUGUGAUGCUUUUCUACAAGGUCCACUAUUUCUGAGUUUAAUGCGUUUCCAACACUUAGGGAGACUCUAAUGAAAGCUGAUGAAUUUUCUUUUCUGUCCAAAUAAGUAAAAGAAA
Messenger RNA from Phacochoerus africanus (Common warthog), 3173 nucleotides. RefSeq names its product piggyBac transposable element derived 5 (gene PGBD5). The transcript is spliced from 7 exons. Gene Ontology annotation, cellular component: nucleus. NCBI's taxonomy places the organism in Eukaryota, Metazoa, Chordata, Mammalia, Artiodactyla, Suidae. Gene Ontology annotation, molecular function: transposase activity. Gene Ontology annotation, biological process: non-replicative DNA transposition. The record is from RefSeq and is a predicted model, not a curated record. Bases 1 to 1566 code for a protein of 521 amino acids.